This is a messenger RNA of Penicillium malachiteum, 528 nucleotides long. RefSeq lists its product as uncharacterized. Bases 1 to 528 code for a protein of 175 amino acids. Lineage: Eukaryota; Fungi; Ascomycota; Eurotiomycetes; Eurotiales; Aspergillaceae. The transcript is spliced from 2 exons. The record is from RefSeq and is a predicted model, not a curated record.
AUGACAGAUUUGGCCACAAGACUUGAACACAAAAAUGCUUCUGUUGGAGACAAUACUCGCGAUGCCUUGACAGAUCAGUCGGCGCUUUCUCAUAAGUUUAUCUAUGGCACAGUCACAUGCAUACAAGACGAUGAUUGUUUUGUCCGACAGGCUGCUGUCAGAGCUUUAGACAGCCGAGUGUUACCUGAAGGCGUCUUGAAUCGCGUAGUCGCAUUCCUGGAUGCCGAAAAGCCGGAGGUGAAACAGAGCGUGGAGGCUGCACUCCGAAAUUACAAAGAUCAAUAUCAGGACCUCCUCAACAGCCGCCAUGUCGGAUCACUCUAUCAAGCUCUACUUCGGUCAAGCUUGAGGGAACAUAUCACUUGGACCAUUGAAGAUGGUACUUCUUGCGUGACCCUGGGAGAAGAUGUCAGGAAAGUCUCUAUCUCCGAUCAGGAUGACUACUUGAAGACCAUCCUCCAGGCGCGGCCAGCGAACUAUCCCUCGAUGAGUUCAAAGCUUCAGCGAGAGAAGGACACUUUAUCUUGA